UCGAAAGUCCGCAGCCUAGGACUCUAUUCACGGGAAUCACCGAAUUUUCCGAAGCGCAGCGGCUGUGUGAUGAGGCCACCGUAGCCCGGGCCUUAGGUCCUACUUUGGUGGACGUGGUACACUAAUUAAGCUCCUCAUCCGGCGCCCCAUUCCCCGUUACGCUUCCUGUGCGUGCAUCCAUUUCAGGUUCGUGCGCUGCUGUCGUCGUUGGUCACUCUGGAGUUCGUUUGUCAGCUCCGCUCGUCUGCUUGUGAGGAGCUCUCUCCUCGUCGUUUAUUCCUCCGGAGUAUGUUCCCUUGCCUCCCCGAUUGCGCCCGGCGAGUCUGUCAGUGCGCGGUGACGGCAGGCAAUUUGCUCUCGUCGCCUUUCUCUCACGUGCUGCUUUCCUUCCUUCCUUCCUUCCUUCCUUCUGUCCUUCUGUGAGGCCUCUCGAUUGGAUUUAAUUGCCCGCCCGCCGAUGGAAGAGCGAACAUUUUGCCCUGCCUGCCUGCCCUUUGUGUAAUGAUUGCUGGGUGUGCGGCUAGUUGAUCAGUAAAUUGCACAUUUUUGUUGAGAGCUACGCAAGAUGUCCUGGUCUGACUCCCGAAGCAAGGAGCCUUGGAACAGAAACCUGGGACUGGAGGUAUGUUGCCAGCAACAUGCUCGGCCCGCACGGAGGUCACUGAUUGAGUCGUGCUCGGGUCUGGUCGUGGGGCGAUCGGAAUACGCAUGUCACAGAAAUAAUGUGUGGAAUCAGUAGAAGAGAACCUGUGGGAGGAGUACGUUCCAGAUCUGUUUCGUUCUUCCGCAUCUUGAAGGAGAUGCUUUUGUCUUAAACUAUUAGGAGCAACAAACUUACAGGAUAUUUGAGGCGCAAAAAAGUGGCGGACAAUAGACAUGCGGGUACCUUGGGGAAAGUUGGGAGCCCUAUCUCAUAAAAUAAAUCCAUUAGGGGCUUUGUCACAAAGCCAUCAUCAACAUGGCGCAGCGCCUGAUUCUUCCAGAAAUGGGAACCCUCCCACCAAUAACACUCAGACUACUCCGACUCCAGGGGCUCCUAAGAGCAGGUGGAACUUGAGGGCUGUAAGCCGAAUGAAGCGAUCCAACUCAUCAGGCAAAGCAGGGCUUCAGCAAGAAAAUGAGGACAAUGUGAAAGUUGACAUAGUGGAAGAAGAAAACUCCGAUUUGUUGGGGGAGAUUGUAAUGACGGGUACUCUGUCACUGCCUGGGAAGUUGAUUCAUUCAUCUACAGAGGUGACUGCGAAACUGACUUCGAAAGCCUUUUUGUGGUCUCUGCACUGCAUACGGUUAGAGGACAUUGUUGCGGUCUCUUGUUAUGAAGACAGUCAACGGAUCACUAUUCAUUCAUACGCGUUCGUGAGGACGAGAUGGGUACCUGAAACUUUUGGAAGAGCGCGCAGAUGCAGAACAGAUCUGCACUUCACCGCAUCUACAGUAGAAGAGGCACUGGGAUGGGUUGCUGCCUUUGCACAACAAGGCUGCUAUAUCCAGUUCCUUCCUCAUCCCAACUCGUCCAAAAAGGGUUCUGCAUCAACUGAGACUACCACUCCGUCAGCAGCGAAAGAAGCAGUGAAGUGUCGAGCAUCUCGAGAGAUGCUGGUAGUUUUAAAUCCAAAAUCCGGAAGGGGACGUGCUCGCAAAGUCUUUCGCAGUAAAGUUCAACCAAUUCUCGAGCUGGCAGGUUUCAAGCUGCAUGUGGUAGAGACAACGGGCGCGAGACAUGCCCAAACAAUGGCAAUGCAACUAGACCUUGCAUCUUGCCCUGAUGGUAUCAUAUGUGUUGGAGGUGAUGGCAUUAUUAACGAGGUGUUGAACGGGUUACUGAGUAGAGAUGACGCUGAUCAGGCUUGUACUACUCCUAUUGGAAUUAUACCAGCAGGUUCCGACAACUCCCUAGUGUGGACCGUUCUAGGUGUGAGGGAUCCUACAACAGCUGCUCUUGCCAUUGUGAAGGGUGGAUUAGUAGCAACAGAUGUUUUUUCAGUUGAAUGGACGAAGACAGGUGCGACGUAUAUGGGCCACACUGUUGCUUACUACGGCUUUAUGAGUGAUGUACUGGAGUUGUCAGCCAAGUAUCAAGGUAGAUUUGGGCCCUUGCGGUAUUUUGUUGCCGGUGUUAUUCGACUGUUCAACCUCCCGAAGUACAAGUGCGAGGUUCAAUUUUUGCCAGCAGAGAAUCCCUCUGUUGAGGUUCGCAUCGACAAAUUAGAGGAUCCCGUAGAACACCAGUUAGAGACUUCGGAGGAUAAAGGACCUGUUUUUGACAGCGAGUCGGAAAUUGUCGCAGAACCAAGAUUGAAUAAUAUCGGUAGCCUGCCUAAUCAUGAGGGCAUUAUGGGUUCUCCGGCCAAGUUGACAGUUGAAGUCGAUCUGUUUGGACCCUUGGACGCAACGAACGAACCCUCAGAUUAUGUCAGAGGACUAGAUGGGAAGACGAAGCGAUCACCUUCGGCAAGCAGGUUAUCAGCACCAGGGUCCCUUGAAGAAGCCGUUGCAGUUCACCCCAUGGCCGCGGGAGCUAGCCCCUCCCCACGAUCUCGAUCCAGAAGCAAAUCACGCUCAGAUCGUGGAUUAUCAGUCUUGAGUGCCAUGGCCCCUAAACCUUUGCGAAAAUCGAAGUCAUCACAAAGAAUUGUAAAUGCCGAAGCAGGUGUAGUUCAAAGUUGCUUGGGUGAUAACAUUGCGAACAGUUUGGGGAGGAGAUGGGGCCCCUUGGAAGGUGCAUUUGAUUCAAAAGCAGGAGUUACGGCUACAGUACAGUCGUCUACUAAGCCUCGUGAGCCCACCGCUGAAGAUUGGGUCGUGAGACAGGGCCCAUUUCUUGGAGUUAUGAUUUGCAAUCACCAAUGUAAAACAGUUCAAUGUUUGGAAACACAGGCGAUGGCUCCUCUAGCAGAGCACGAUGAUGGCACCAUGGAUCUGCUAAUGGUGCGGAGUGUGGGUCGCUUCAAGCUUCUCCGCUUCAUUAUAGCCAUGCAGUUUAAUCGUCACCUUUCCCUACCGUAUGUGGAGUACAUGAAGGUGAGGUCAGUGUCAUUAGAACCCAGUAAGAAGGGACAUCUUAGAUGUGGUAUAGAUGGUGAGCUGCUGACAUUGGAUGGGCCCAUUUUGACAUCAGUUCUGCCCUAUCAAUGUCGUCUAAUUGGUUGUGCGAAGAAGCGCUCUUAGUACUCACUCUAUCUGAGUCAAUGGGCAUUGGCGUAAUUCAACUAUUUUGUGUAGGUAAAUGUCAUCCAUUAUAGAUGUCCCGAUACUUAAAACAUCUGAUAUAUUGGUAGAUAGAAUACAGCUGAUUCUUUUGCAGCUGGUAGACGGUAGGAGAUAUUGCUGUCCUCUGACCACCUUUCUGGGAGAGGCACCGUAGGGCUUACAAAAGAGGCCUCUCACAAUAAGGCAGCCAAGGAUAGAAAGACAAUUGUGAAUAUGGAUAGACUGUCUUUGUUCAUGGAUGGCAUGUAAGAGUAACGGGCUGAGUCAUGAUUGACAGACACAAAUGUGUCAUGGACGUUGUAGACUAGGUUGUAACAUUCUGUGUGGGUUCAAUAUAAACAAGCCUGCUGGAGGAUUUUUUAGUACUGGAUCAAAUAAAACUGGUAAGUGCAUGUACCUAGUUGCACACCUUCUUCUCA
Molecule: messenger RNA, 3629 nt
Organism: Marchantia polymorpha subsp. ruderalis
Lineage: Eukaryota; Viridiplantae; Streptophyta; Marchantiopsida; Marchantiales; Marchantiaceae
Source: the annotation of a GenBank genome assembly